AGUCCGAGUGUGGAGCAGGAGGAGGUGUUGCUACUGAGCCUCCACACGGCGGACCUCAGCCUACUUUACAUACACAGGAGGACGCCACGGAUGAAAACUACAACUCACAGUCACAUACACGCGUGAAAAGUACCAUGUCUUCCCCGAGUGCCAGCUCCAACCCUCUAAGCAUCUUGGCGCGAAAGAGGAAGACCAAGAAGAAACACUUUGUUCAGCAGAAAGUGGAAGUUUUUCGAGCCAGUGACCCCGUGCUGAGCGUGCUGAUGUGGGGGGUCAAUCAUUCGACUAACGACCUUAGCCAGGUGCCGGUACCUGUCAUGCUGCUGCCAGACGACUUCAAAGCCAGCACCAAGAUCAAAGUGAACAACCAUCUCUUCAACAAAGAGAACCUUCCAGGACAGUUCAAAUUCAAAGACUACUGCCCACAGGUGUUCAGAAAUUUGCGAGAGCAUUUUGGAAUUGAGGACCAAGAUUAUCAGGUGUCUCUGGCCCGCAGUCCUCUGUUCAAAGACGAGGAAGGCCAGUGUGUGGGGCUGCUGCUCAUAUCAUAUGACCGCACCUUGGUAGUUAAAGAAAUCUCCAGUGAGGAGGUGGAGGAAAUGCAUAACAUCCUCUCAGAGUAUCACCAGCAUGUUGUCACCUGUCACGGCAACACGCUGCUCCCUCAGUUCCUUGCCAUGUACAGAGUCACAGUGGAGAGCGAGGACACCUACCUGUUAGUGAUGAGGAACAUGUUCAGCCACAGACUGCAUGUACACAGGAAAUAUGACCUCAAGGGCUCUCGGGUGUCUCGUGAAGCAAGCUUUAAAGAGAAGGAGAAGGAGCUGCCCACUUACAAAGACGUUGAUUUUAAGAAUAACAUGCAGAAAGUUUCUGUCAGUGAUGAGGAAAAGCAGAAGGUCAUGGACAAGCUCAACAGAGAUAUUGACUUUCUGGUGCGUAUGAGGAUCAUGGACUACAGUCUACUGCUCGGCAUCCAUGAUGUGGAGCGUGCUGAGAGGGAGGAGGAGGAAGAAGAGAUGGAGUCAACUGAUGAAGAGGAAGAGGAGGAUGAAAACGGCCUGGUCCCUACUCCAGGCUCCAUUUCUCCUGAGGGUAUCGGCGGCUACAUGAACUGCUUCAAACCCAUGGGACCUGGAGAGUUCGACCCUUACAUAGAUGUGUACGCUAUCCAGAGUGCUAUAGGUGCUCCCCGCAGGGAGGUGUAUUUUAUGGGACUGAUUGACGUGCUGACACAGUACGACACCAAGAAGAAAGCUGCUCACGCUGCUAAAGCUGUCAAACACGGGGGAGGAGCAGAAAUCUCAACAGUUCAUCCAGAGCAGUACGCCAAACGUUUCCGGGAGUUCAUUGCCAAGAUCUUUGCCUAGUUGAAGGAUGAAGUCCAGGGGUCUCAUUUAUAAAAGAGUGUGUAGA
Notolabrus celidotus (New Zealand spotty) is the source of this 1416-nucleotide messenger RNA. RefSeq names its product phosphatidylinositol 5-phosphate 4-kinase type-2 gamma-like. Gene Ontology annotation, molecular function: phosphatidylinositol kinase activity. The transcript has 10 exons. The record is from RefSeq and is a predicted model, not a curated record. Lineage: Eukaryota; Metazoa; Chordata; Actinopteri; Labriformes; Labridae. Gene Ontology annotation, biological process: phosphatidylinositol metabolic process. Bases 135 to 1370 code for a protein of 411 amino acids.